GUGAAAUAAUUACGUAUAGUGUAACAGUGCCCUAAUUCUCCUCCCUCGCUGCACACAACUUCCGCCACCAUUCUCCCCGCGCCACCCAGCCGAUGUUACACCUUCCGGCGGCGGCGCCUCCAUCCCGUCAUCAUUCUCUCGCUGAUUUCUCAUUAUCGACAUCGCUCCGCACUCGCUGAUUCCUCAGAUUUCGUAGGAAUUUGAAGUCCCAAUCGCUGAAGUCAGUUCCACAGAUGAAGUUUCCAUCGCUGAUUCCUCAUUAUCGCCGAAGUCUCCAUCUCUGAAGUCUCUAUCACAGAAAAGUGCGCCUCCAUUGCCAAAGUCAGUUCCAUAGAUCACCGCUGCUCUUGCUCUGCUGUGUUUCGUCGCUGCUCUCUGCGUCUUUCUCUGGUCCGUCGUGCUUCGCCGCCUCUAAGGGGCGUCAUCCAUGGUCUUAUCUACCUUUAUAGAAUGAAGAAGAUGUGUGGCAAUCUGGCUAACAAUAUCUUUGUCUCUACCCACACUGGAAAAGGUAGGAUUUUGCCUUCAAUGGACCCUGCAUUGGAUUUCGAGCAGAAAAGUGUGCACAUGAUGCGGCAGAAUAUAGAGAGUGAUGUGAAUAGCUUGGUGGAUGCAAUGACAUCCAUUAUAGCAAUGGCACAUGAAAAAGGUGGACAUGAUAUUAAGAAUCUCUCCGUGGACCUUCCCUCCGAACUUGUCCAUUUCUUUGAUUUUAUAAGACAAAAUAAGUUGAUUGAUAAAAUGGAAAGUAGCCCAAAAUCAACGGAGAACUUGCCAAAUUUUAUGUCCGUCUUUAUUGAUCAUCCAUAUUUCUGGAACAUCAAAGAACGUGUCUUAUUUGCGUACAGAUUGCAUAGAGUAGUCAAGACGAAUGAGGCCUUGAAGUUGAUCUUCAAUUCGAAAUUGACCAAUGAUGUCAAUGCGGUGAGCGUGUCUCCCUGGUCCUCGCGUCUUACUGGUCGCUAUCGAAAAAUAUAUGAUUGGGCCAACCGAGAUGGAAGUGGAGUAAAAAGAUACAAUUCAACAGAUAUUGCUCGAUUUUACAAUGCUGUAUAUAAUCAUAUAAAUGACACGAUGCAUACAAAUGACCCUGAGGAUGAGUAUGGAAAACAAGUGAUUACUGAUGAACAAAUUGAAAAAGAUCUAAGCGUCAUCUUUCCAUAUUAUUACAAAGUCAUGUUUGAAAUUUAUUGUUAUUGCAUACGUAAAAGGACAAUAGAGAUAAUAACGAAUUUUCAAUUCAAUGAUAGUGCAAGUUUCAGGACAGAAAGUUUCACAACCAAGUGGGAUUUGGGAGUAUCAAAGGCAAAAAAAGUGUGAAAAGAUGUGGCAUAGUGUAGUUGUUUCCCUUAUCUUUGUUAAGCGUUGUGACGCUUUUGUAUUUCACGACUUUCUCAAUUUGGUAUUAGAGCGUUGCGACGCUUUUGUAUUUCACGACUUUCUCAACAUCAUAUAUGAGCUCAUUUCUCUUAUUGUUCA
Molecule: messenger RNA, 1479 nt
Organism: Salvia miltiorrhiza (redroot sage)
Lineage: Eukaryota; Viridiplantae; Streptophyta; Magnoliopsida; Lamiales; Lamiaceae
Exons: 7
Coding region: 451-1320 (289 amino acids)
Source: RefSeq, a predicted model, not a curated record